This is a messenger RNA of Mus pahari (shrew mouse), 3468 nucleotides long. RefSeq names its product ALS2 C-terminal like (gene Als2cl). NCBI's taxonomy places the organism in Eukaryota, Metazoa, Chordata, Mammalia, Rodentia, Muridae. Bases 212 to 3070 code for a protein of 952 amino acids. The record is from RefSeq and is a predicted model, not a curated record. The transcript has 26 exons.
GAGCCCUCCAUCUUCGGUCUCAGCUUCCUCCUCCCGGUCCCGUGGCCGCCCGGCUCCUGUUUAAACGCAGCGCGGGGUUCAACCCCUAGCAGCAGUGCGGAGCGCGAGCGCCGUGCCCUACAGCCCGGCAAGAACCCGGGUGCGAGUGUAUCACCCAGAGGGAGAGAGGCUGCCAGGAGCAGUAGGCCUAGUACCUCGCCGCACCCUGGCUAUGUCUACCUCUGAGGAGGCAGACCUGCUUCGGCUGGAGGAGGUCUUCUCAAUGACUCUUGCUCGAACCAUCAGUCUCAUCCUGCAGCCUCUGCUCUUAGCUGACCCGGAACCCUCAGAUCCCUGUGGCAAAGAGUGCCUUCGGCUUCUGCAACAGCUGCAUGAGAGUGCCCAGCGGUUGUGGGAGGUGACAGAGCAGAGCCUGCUUUCGUUUCGGCAGAGGCUAUACCCACCUUCUGGAGGUCUGGAGACUGUGCUGUUACUGAGCAAUGCUGACCAUGUCCUACAAGCCCACAUGGAGUACAUCAAGUCCUAUACUGACUGCGUGGUGGUGCAAGCCUUUCAGAAGGUCUCAAAGAAGAGGAGUGAGUUCUGGAGGAGCCAGCGCAAGACACUGCGGCAGCUGCUGUCCUCUGGGAGCCCUGGGGGCUCGGUGGGCACCACGGUGUACCAGGCCCUCCUCCAGCCACUCUCCCAGCACGUGCAGAAAUACGUGCUCCUCCUGCUGAGCCUCAGGGACACCCUUGAUGAGAACCACCCAGCCCAGGAGCUGGUGAUGCAUGCGGUUACCGUGUUUGGAAACCUGCAGUCCUUCAUGGGACAGGCCUUGGACCAAGCUGUGGCCACACAGGCCCUGUGGCACAGUCUCAGCAGCCGGCUGAGGGAUGUGCUCUGCACCCCAGCUCACCGACGACUCUUGCAGGACAGCCAGGACAUCCCCGUGGUGGUCACUCCACUGCGGGCUGAGCGCGUGCUGCUCUUUGAUGAUGCGCUUGUCCUGCUGCAGGGCCACAGUGUCCACACGUUUGACCUGAAGUUGGUAUGGGUAGAUCCUGGCAAAGACAAGUGUGCGCUCCACAUCCUCACUCCUGAAGAAGAGUUCUCCUUUUGUACCAGAGACCCCCAGGGCCAGGUUGAAUGGCAGUGGAAGGUGACCCAGGCUGUGUGCCAGGCCCUCUGUGGCAAGAAGGACUUCCCUGUGCUGGGAUCAGGCCGAAAGACAUCUGUGCCUCCUGAAUAUCGCCGUGUGGCCUAUACCUUCUGCCGCGAGGGCUGGCUCUACCAGGCCACCUACGAAGGCGAGUGGUGUCGAGCCAAGCCCCAUGGCAAGGGAACCCUGAAGUGGCCAGAUGGGCGGAACCACGUGGGGGAUUUCUACCAGGGCCUGGAGCAUGGCUUUGGCAUCCGCCUGGUGCCCCAGGCCUCUGAGGACAAAUUUGACUGUUACAAGUGCCACUGGCAGGAAGGCAGGAUGUGUGAGUACGGCAUCUGUGAGUAUGGCACUGACAAGGUGUACAAGGGCUAUUUUCAGGCCGGACUGCGGCACGGAUUUGGCAUCCUCGACAGUGCCCCGAAGGCUCCCCAGCCCUUCAGAUACACGGGCCACUGGGAGAGAGGCCAGAGGAGUGGCUACGGCAUCGAGGAGGACAGGGACAGGGGCGAGCGCUAUAUUGGCAUGUGGCAGGCUGACCAGCGUCAUGGCCCUGGGGUCGUGGUCACCCAGGCAGGCGUCUGCUACCAGGGCACAUUCCAAGGGGACAAGAUGGCCGGCCCAGGCAUCCUGCUCUAUGAGGAUGACUCUCUAUACGAAGGUACUUUCACCAGGGACCUGACGCUCCUAGGGAAGGGCAAGGUCACCUUCCCCAAUGGCUUCACCUUGGAUGGUUCUUUCAGCAGUGGGACAGAUAAAGGACUGUACACACAGGGAGUACUGGACACGGCUGCCCUCCCGCCUGACCAGAGCAGUACCCACAAGAGACAGCUGGGACUGGGCACCUUCCCUGUGGAGAGCCGCUGGCAGGGAGUCUACAGCCCCUUCCGGGACUUCGUGCGUUUAGGCUGUCCCGGGGAACUGCAGGAAGCCCUCCUGGGCUUCCACAUGCAGAGCUCCAGGGAGCUACACAAGUCCCAGGAGUACCUGUGUUGUGAGAGGACCCACCCUGAGGAUUGUGUGGGCAGCAUGGAAGAUACCCUGAAGGAGCUGCUGCAGCACCGCAAGCCCGAGGCCCUGCAGCAGUACCUCAGGAAGGCUCUGAACAAUACCCAACACCCCCUGGGGAAGCUGCUCCACACCCUGAUGCUGACCUUCCAGGCCACAUAUUCAGGCAUCGGGGCCAACAAACACCUGCAGGAGAUGGCCCAGGAGGAGGUGAAACAGCACGCCCGGGAGCUCUGGGCUGCCUACAGGGGUCUACUGAAGGUUGCCUUGCAGCGCCAGGGCCAGACCCUGGAGGAGGAGACCAUGGAGUCAAGGGACCUGCAGGUGCACGGGUUGCUCUUGCCCCUCAUCCUGCCCAGCUUCUACUCGGAGCUCUUCACACUGUACCUGCUUCUCCAUGAGAGAGAGGAUGGGCUGUACAGCCGGGGCAUCACCAACCUCAGUCUCUUCCCUGAUACCAAGCUGCUGGAGCUCCUGGAGGUGCAGAAGCAUCUGUGGCCCCUCAAGGACCUCAAGCUGACAAGCAAUCAGAGAUAUUCUCUGGUCCAGGACAAGUGUUUCCUGUCGGCCACUGAGUGUCUGCAGAAGAUCAUCACCACAGUGCACCCUCGGGAGAAGCUGGAAGUGCUUGAGAAGACCUAUGGAGAAAUUGAGGCCACGGUGUCACGGGUGCUGGGCCGAGAAUGCAAACUGGACAUGGAUCACCUAUUGCCGCUGUUUAUGUACGUGGUGUCCCGAGCUCGAAUUCAACAUCUGGGAGCUGAGAUCCACCUGAUCCGUGACAUGAUGGAUCCCGUCCACACAGGUGGCCUCCAUGACUUCCUGCUGACAGCUUUAGAGUCCUGUUAUAAGCACAUCCAGAAGGAAGACAUGAGGCUUCACCGUCUGCCCGGCCACUGGGACUCUAGAGAACUCUGGUGACACGGCCACUCUGGACCAAGUGCCUGCUGUGGACUUCUGUGAAGCAAGCACUGUCCACCUGCUCCCCACUGCCUGGAUCAAGGCAGGCUGUAGAGAUGGUUCUCAAAGGAGAUGGUGUCUUGCUUCCUACAUGGCCACACCAACUGCAGCAGUGUGACCCCAGAGCUCAUGGCUCUCCUUUGGCCUCUGGUCUGGGCUCUGAUAACCCUUUCCUCAGAAUUAGCACCAUCUCGGGGGAGGAGCCCUGACUGCACGUGGCCUCAGCCCUUAUUCUGUAGCCAUCAGUCUCGGGGCUGCGUGCUGCAUGAUGGUCUCCAAUAUUCUUCCUGUCCAGGUCACAGCAGCCCUUCUCAAUAUCUGGCUCCGUUCCGUUCUUUGGACCGAAAUGGACAUUCUCA